Messenger RNA from Rhinopithecus roxellana (golden snub-nosed monkey), 3419 nucleotides. RefSeq names its product gap junction protein delta 3 (gene GJD3). Gene Ontology annotation, cellular component: connexin complex. The transcript has 2 exons. Gene Ontology annotation, biological process: cell communication. The record is from RefSeq and is a predicted model, not a curated record. NCBI's taxonomy places the organism in Eukaryota, Metazoa, Chordata, Mammalia, Primates, Cercopithecidae. Bases 303 to 1175 code for a protein of 290 amino acids.
AACCCUCUCCCCCAUUUCCAGAUGGAAAUUUAGCUAUGGGGUGGGGGGCCAAAAAGUGAGGGCCACAGAGCCCAGCAAGGGGCGUGGCCCGUGCCUGUUCCCAAGGGCGGAGCCAGUCAGCAGGGUCACCCUGUUCCUUUAAGAGAAGGGGGAGCGCUAACCCCUCUCAGCCAUCCUGUCCUGUCCUCCAUCCUGGCCAAAUCCGAAAGGGAAAAUGAAAGAGGGAGAAGGAGGCGCCGGUCCCAGCCACCUCCCAAGGUCCCUGGCUCAGCUCUGACACCCCAGUCCUGGCCCCAGGCGCCAUGGGGGAGUGGGCGUUCCUGGGCUCGCUGCUGGACGCUGUGCAGCUGCAGUCGCCGCUCGUGGGCCGCCUCUGGCUGGUGGUCAUGCUGAUCUUCCGCAUCCUGGUGCUGGCCACGGUGGGCGGCGCAGUGUUCGAGGACGAGCAAGAGGAGUUCGUAUGCAACACGUUGCAGCCGGGCUGUCGCCAGACCUGCUACGAUCGCGCCUUCCCGGUCUCCCACUACCGCUUCUGGCUCUUCCACAUCCUGCUGCUCUCAGCGCCCCCGGUGCUGUUCGUCGUCUACUCCAUGCACCGGGCCGGCAAGGAGGCGGGCGGCGCUGAGGCGGCGGCGCAGUGCGCCCCUGGACUGCCCGAGGCCCAGUGCGCGCCAUGCGCUCUGCGCGCCCGCCGCGCGCGCCGCUGCUACCUGCUGAGCGUGGCGCUGCGCCUGCUGGCCGAGCUGACCUUCUUGGGCGGCCAGGCGCUGCUCUACGGCUUCCGCGUGGCCCCGCACUUCGCCUGCGCCGGCCCGCCCUGCCCGCACACGGUCGACUGCUUCGUGAGCCGGCCCACCGAGAAGACCGUCUUCGUGCUCUUCUACUUCGCGGUGGGGCUGCUGUCGGCGCUGCUCAGCGUAGCCGAGCUGGGCCACCUGCUGUGGAAAGGCCGCCCGCGCGCCGGGGAGCGUGACAACCGCUGCAACCGUGCACACGAAGAGGUGCAUAAGCUGCUCCCGCCGCCGCCGCCACCUCCGCUGCCCUCCCGGCACCCCGGCCCCGAGCCCUGCGCCCCGCCCGCCUAUGCGCACCGGGCGCCAACCAGCCACCGCGAGGGCGGCAGCGGCCGCGGCAAGGCGUCACCGGCCCCCGGCCGCCGAGACCUGGCCAUCUAGGGGCGGGCCCCGCCUCGCGCGGGCUGGACGCGAGGGCCGGACCCCGCCACCUCCGCCGCCCGCACCGCAGAAACCGGAAGCUGCUUCCACCAGAGCUGUCGUGGGACCUGCCCUGGCGGGAGACGCGCUGUGGGGACGGCCCGCGGGCGACAUCGCACUUGCCUCGUACUGCCUCCCAGUGGCUGCCGGCGGCACCUGGGGCAGGCCGAGCUGGGGGCGGAGAAUGAACUCAGGCAGGUCCUGGAUGCCACCACCCAGGUGGAAAGGAAGCAGACCAGGGCCCUGAGAGAGAGUGGACCCGAGGGGGAGAGCAGAGCGGAAGGUGGAGGGUGGUUGUUUUACUGGGGACACAAACAACUGUGAUGCCAGCAUUCUCAGGCACUCUCUGUGUUGAGAAAGUGGUCCCCGUGUGGGCCCUCUGUGAGUGUGCACACACGGACACAUAAGCACUGCGAGCUGUGUGCACGCCCACCUGUACACCCUGUGUGAACGCCCUGCAUGUGCGCGCAUGUGUACACCCUGCGUGAGACCCACUUGUGCACACAGACACACGUAACCCUUCCAGGUGAUCUGUGUGCACAUGCACAUAGACACAUGUAUGCCCCGUGAGAGCUGUGUGCUCACAUCCUUGUGAGCUUUGUGUGAGUGCGUUGUGCACACACGCACACGUGCAUCCUGCGUGGGCUGCGUGUGCACACCUGUACACAGAAACAUCCUUGUGCACUAUGUGUGCAUGUGUACAUCCUGCGUGACCUCCGUGUGUGCACGCGUGUGUGUGUGUGAUCUCUGAUAUGCACUGCGGGGGUGGCCAGGGUCCGAUGCCAGCAGCAGCCACAAUGGCUCCCUCCCUACCACCCUAACCCAGCCCACCUGCCAGGGCAUCACAGAAGGUCUGUCCCCCUCCCAAGAGACCCCGCCCAGGGAGGGAAGAGGAGGAGAGGCUCCCCUUCCCAGGGCAGGCCUCAAUCCUCGGGAGCCUAUGAGCACAUCCUCACUGUCCGCCUUGUAGCGAGGCGGGGGCUAGGCCCUUUCAUGGAGGUGGGGUAGGGGUGCGCGGCGGGCUAGAGGGCAACCCAGACAUGUGUUAUGCCUCCCUCCUCCAUCUGCAUCCUCCCCGCCGCUACUGCUCCCCCAGGCUAUAAACGGGAAAGUCUCUUCUGUCCUCAGGAGAAAGCUCCCAAAACACGCGCUUCCGGCCCAGCCUUCCCUUUGGACCACUCCCUUCUUCCUCGCGGGCAUUGGAAGAGCUGCUGCCUAUGCAGCCCAUCCCCCUCCUGUGUCUCCCCUCCCGUCUGCCCUCCACCUUCACCAGCCAGUGGGCUGCUCUCCAUGAGAUCACCCAGGACCUAAGUGACAAAUCCAGGGGCCAUCAUUGGACUGCACCUUGAGGGCGUCCCCGCAUCUGCCGACCAGGCUGUGCGUUCCCCCCUAUCACCCCACCCUGUCCUUCUAAGUUCCUGGCAUCGUUCUCAGCUCUCCUGUGCCCCGCACAGCAGUGGGAGGUCUUUCUGAAUAGCUCUCCCGCUACUUAAACCCGGGGCUGGGGGCAGCCUCACAAGGCUUCCUUCUGAAGCCCUGCUCCCGUCAGGCCUCCGACCCCACAGCACAGGCUUCCAGGUGUGCUCAGAACCAUAGGGAGUUUUCUGUUCUAACAAGCACCAGGCCUGCUUGCUGCCAAGCGUUUGAACGUGCUGUUCCUUUGCCCAGAGCAGCCGCUGCUUCCUGCAGCCUUCUCCUCCCCUAGUUAAUGCCCCUCCACCUUUUGUUGUCACUUGGGAAGAAAACAGACACCUUGAAGGAAAGGGCUUCCCUGGUAGCCGCCACCCCGAGACAGAGCUGGGUGCCUGUUGCUUCCCUAGGGAGAGCAUUUCUCCUGCAGGAUGGCGCUGCUCUCUCCCCUUCCAUGGCACGUAGUAUGUGUUCAGUAAAUAUGUGUUGGAUGAGAAACUGAAGCUUCCCCAGGCCUACACCAUUGCCAUGCCCGAACACUAUCCACACUAUGGUGAGCACCAUCUCUCUGAUGACAGUUCUGUGUCCACAACCCAGACCCCUCCACACAAACUCAGAUGGGGCCGUGUCGCUGUUUUCCAGAUGUAUCCAUUCAACAAAUAUUUGUAGAGUACCUACUAUGUGUCAGGUGAUGUUCAAGAUCAGCAUCAUCCAAUAGAAAUAGCAUGUGAGCCAUGUAUGUAGUUUCAACUUUUUCAUUAGGCACAUUAAAAAUGUAAAAGGAAACAAGUGAAA